Messenger RNA from Trichoderma breve, 753 nucleotides. RefSeq names its product short chain dehydrogenase domain-containing protein. The coding region runs from base 1 to 753 and encodes 250 amino acids. The record is from RefSeq and is a predicted model, not a curated record. The transcript has 7 exons. Gene Ontology annotation, molecular function: oxidoreductase activity. NCBI's taxonomy places the organism in Eukaryota, Fungi, Ascomycota, Sordariomycetes, Hypocreales, Hypocreaceae.
AUGCCUUAUUCGCUCAAGGGAAGAAACGUGCUAGUGACGGGUGGCUCCAGAGGCCUCGGAGCUCUGAUCUGCAAGAAGUUCGCCGAAGAGGGAGCCAAUGUCGCUAUCAACUAUGUCUCCAAUGCAGACGCUGCUCAGAAAGUAGCUGAUUCCUUGAAAGAAUAUCCCGUCAAGACAUUUGUCAUUCAAGGUGAUGCCGGGAAGAGGGAAGAUAAUGUUCGUCUUGUCCAAGAAACCGUUAAGAACCUGGGCGGACUCGAUAUCAUCAUUGCGAAUGCCGGCUGGACCAAGAUGUCUAAAUUUAGCGAUAUCCAUGCCCUGAAUGAUGAAGAGUGGAACAAGUGUUGGGCUGUCAACGUCAUGUCUCACCUGCAAUUGGUUCAAGAAGCAGCGCCCAUCUUUAACGCCAAUCCCGAGGGCGGUGUUUACUUGAUUACUUCUUCUGUUGCGGGCACCACCCAAGCAGGUAGCAGCAUGGCCUACUCAGUCACAAAGGCUGCUGGUCUACAUCUCAUGAAGAACCUCGCAUACACGCAAGGGCCCAAGAUUCGAAUCAACGCUAUUCUUCCCGGUCUGCUGCUGACUGAAUGGGGACAACAAUUCGGAGGAGCCAACAUCGAAAUGAUAAAAUCAGUAUCUACAUUAAGGCGCGAGACUGAUCUCGACGAUUGCGCCGAUCUUUUUAUCACAGCGGCUAAGAAUAGCUCCAUGACUGGCCAACAAAUUGCGAUUGGUACGUCUCUCUGGUAUUAG